Messenger RNA from Suncus etruscus (white-toothed pygmy shrew), 1943 nucleotides. RefSeq names its product tyrosine 3-monooxygenase/tryptophan 5-monooxygenase activation protein beta (gene YWHAB). The record is from RefSeq and is a predicted model, not a curated record. Gene Ontology annotation, cellular component: cytoplasm. The transcript is spliced from 5 exons. The coding region runs from base 5 to 745 and encodes 246 amino acids. NCBI's taxonomy places the organism in Eukaryota, Metazoa, Chordata, Mammalia, Eulipotyphla, Soricidae. Gene Ontology annotation, biological process: signal transduction.
GGGAAUGACCAUGGAUAAAAGUGAGCUUGUACAGAAAGCUAAACUCGCUGAGCAGGCCGAGCGCUAUGAUGAUAUGGCCUCAGCCAUGAAGGCGGUCACAGAGCAAGGACACGAACUCUCCAAUGAAGAGAGAAACCUGCUCUCAGUCGCCUACAAGAACGUAGUGGGUGCCCGCCGUUCUUCCUGGCGCGUCAUCUCCAGUAUCGAACAGAAGACGGAAAGAAAUGAGAAGAAGCAGCAGAUGGGCAAGGAAUACCGUGAGAAGAUCGAAGCUGAGCUGCAGGACAUAUGCAAUGAUGUGCUGGAGCUGUUGGACAAAUACCUUAUUCCCAAUGCUACACAACCAGAAAGUAAGGUAUUCUACUUGAAAAUGAAAGGCGAUUACUUUAGAUAUCUUUCUGAGGUGGCAUCUGGAGACAAUAAGCAAACCACUGUGUCGAACUCUCAGCAGGCUUACCAGGAAGCUUUUGAAAUUAGUAAGAAAGAAAUGCAGCCUACACAUCCAAUUCGACUUGGUUUGGCACUGAAUUUCUCGGUGUUUUACUAUGAGAUCCUCAACUCCCCUGAAAAAGCUUGCAGCUUGGCGAAAACGGCAUUUGAUGAAGCAAUUGCUGAGCUGGAUACACUGAAUGAAGAAUCUUACAAAGACAGUACUCUGAUCAUGCAGUUGCUUAGGGACAAUCUCACUCUGUGGACGUCGGAAAACCAGGGAGAUGAAGGAGAUGCUGGGGAGGGAGAGAAUUAAUGUCUGUCAUGCUUCAUGAUCUGUUCACUGUCACUCUGUACCCUCCACAUAUAUCCCUUUGUGCGAUGAUAAAAAAAAUAAGAGAGAGAUCGUACAUUGACUUCCGAUUUUUCACAGCCUCAGCCUAACAAAAAUGGUUCAUGGGAUGAACAGCUGGUAUUUGUAUCUAAACCUCAGAUUGGUCACAUAAAUGCCACGGCAUUCAGAAGUUUGGAUUUUGAUUAACAUUGCCAGGAUUACUGUGUGUUUAAUUUUUUAAAACUGAACACUGUGAUUAUGGGGUUUUGUAACUUAGCAGAACUCUUAUUGGUAGAAAAAAUAGACCUGAAAUACAUGUAACUUUUUGGAAAGCUUAAUCUGAUCUCAAGAAUCACUGAAUGCAGUUCCAUUGUAAAGUUGUACAGAAAGUUAUAGAAAUUAUAUUGCAAUGCUGGGACUUAGCUUGCGACACCUACCACUUACGGCGUUCAAGUUUAAUGGUGAUUCACAGUGAUUCUGCCUGUGGUUCAGGCUGUAUACACACACUUGACCAGUUUGGGCUGUUGCCACUCCAAAGUUCAUGACUGCAGAUGUCUGCAGGGUCAUCUGAGGAGACUCAAGGCCAAAAUUGAAAUCCUUUGUGACAGAUACUGAUCUAUGACAUUUUGAAGAGGUCCAAUACCCCUCUCACGUGUGACUAAAACCCUUUCCUACAGCAAUAUGUUACUGAUUUGCAACUGCUUCAGUAGUUUUCCUUGUAACCACGAGCUUAAGAAAGCCGUGUAUAUGAUGACUGGCCUUACAUGUUUCCUGGAAAAAAUCUACCAGAUUAAUGUUCUGCAAUGAUUCGCUUUCCACCUGAGGAGGACUCCGUCUUCGGGUUCUUCCAGCUGGGUCCUCUAAAAGUUUGAAAUUGAAACAUUCUUCCCCACUGCCCAUUUUCACGGUUGGCAUUGAUUUCUCUUCUCUCUUUUAAUUUCUGUUCUGCUUUUGUACUUUAUUGUACUUUUGUUUGAAUUCUAUUUUUAUUUGAUGACUGUUUGAUACUACCUGGGCAGGGGUGGAGACCUGGAGGGGUGAGAGAAGACAUGAGUACUUGCGCAGGGGCCUUGUUUUCAGAGGUAGGGAGGCCUUCUGGCCCCAGAGCUCCUGUUUUCCUCCAGUUCUUAACACCAUAGUAGCUCCACAGAUUUGGGUCAAUAAAGUAUUUUUAAAUAGC